Molecule: messenger RNA, 1278 nt
Organism: Aspergillus clavatus NRRL 1
Lineage: Eukaryota; Fungi; Ascomycota; Eurotiomycetes; Eurotiales; Aspergillaceae
Product: putative mitochondrial carrier protein
Exons: 3
Coding region: 1-1278 (425 amino acids)
Biological process (GO): magnesium ion export from mitochondrion
Molecular function (GO): magnesium ion transmembrane transporter activity
Source: RefSeq, a predicted model, not a curated record
AUGAGCUUGACCUCGCGCGUGUUCAGCUUGUUUUCGACGACAGAGACACCGACUUCUGAUCCCUCGCCUGCGUCGGCGACGUCAUAUCUUCAAACCGCUCCCAGCGGCGACCAUACCCGUCGCGAUGCGGGUGCUUCGAUGAGGAGGGACAAUAAUGCCCAUGCACAAUACGAUGACCUGAUGGAGGAAGAGGAGGAGCCUCGCCCUCCGUAUCUACAUGCGAUGCUGGCCGGCGGCACCGGCGGCACUUGCGGCGAUAUGCUCAUGCAUUCGCUCGAUACAGUCAAGACCCGGCAACAGGGUGACCCUCAUUUCCCUCCGAAGUAUACGUCCAUGACUUCAUCCUACGCGACCAUCUACCGUCAAGAGGGCCUUCUGCGUGGUCUCUAUGGUGGAGUUACCCCUGCGCUCCUCGGCUCCUUUCCGGGCACUGUCACUUUCUUUGGAACAUAUGAAUUCACCAAGCGAUGGAUGCUGGAUGUGGGGAUCAAUGCUAACGUAGCAUAUCUGUCUGGCGGUUUCUUUGCGGACUUGGCUGCGUCGAUCGUAUAUGUUCCCUCGGAAGUGCUGAAGACUCGCUUGCAACUCCAAGGACGUUAUAACAACCCCUACUCCAACUCGGGAUACAAUUAUCGAUCGACUUCCGACGCGUUGCGUACAAUCAUUCGAAAAGAAGGGUUUUCGGCUCUCUUCCAUGGCUACAGAGCCACCAUCUACCGUGAUCUUCCUUUCUCCGCUCUUCAAUUCGCAUUCUACGAACAGGAGCGCCGGUUAGCAAAACAGUGGGUCGGCUCAAAAGAUAUUGGACUAGGACUCGAGGUCCUCACUGCUGCCACAGCUGGAGGCAUGGCAGGUGUCCUAACUUGUCCUAUGGAUGUGGUGAAGACUCGGAUUCAGACGCAACAAAACCCGGAUAUCGUGAAAACCGGUUCAUCCUCAUCCAAACCUCCUGCAGAGCACCCUUCGGCGAAGGAGAAUCCCCGACAACACUCUCUCAAUCAAAGCACUUCCAAUCUUCGCACCCACUCACGGCCAAUCUCAACAGGAGGCGCGUCUACGUCGGUGCGGCCGCCUGGAACUCCUCGCCUGGACACCUCUUCUUUCUUCACCGGCUUAAAGAUGAUUUAUCAGACAGAAGGUCUUGCCGGAUGGUUCCGUGGAGUAGGCCCUCGAGGUGUUUGGACCAGCAUUCAGAGCGGAACGAUGCUGGUUAUGUACCAGUAUCUCUUGAAACAGCUAGAGAACUGGCAGAAUCGAGGGGAGACGGGACCUAUCUGA